Messenger RNA from Lindgomyces ingoldianus, 2174 nucleotides. RefSeq lists its product as uncharacterized. Gene Ontology annotation, biological process: glycosaminoglycan metabolic process; carbohydrate metabolic process. The transcript has 3 exons. Gene Ontology annotation, molecular function: beta-N-acetylhexosaminidase activity. Lineage: Eukaryota; Fungi; Ascomycota; Dothideomycetes; Pleosporales; Lindgomycetaceae. The record is from RefSeq and is a predicted model, not a curated record. Gene Ontology annotation, cellular component: membrane. The coding region runs from base 344 to 2095 and encodes 583 amino acids.
CACCUACCCAAGUCGCACCUUGAUGAGCACUCCCCGCCAUCCAUUGCUAUUCCUUACUACAUUGACCCCAGUAGAUUCCUUCAGUUUGCUCCCCUCAUCUGACGGAAACUGGGUCCUGCAUGAGAAGAUUGCAGGUCAGGAUCUCCAGGGUAGAUAGAUACGUGCCUUUGCUCUAGCCAUUCAUUCCUGUGUCGUCGAGCUUGUACUCAGAGGGGAUAGCCCUCUUUUCUUUGUUUUUACCGGCCAUUUCCCUCACGUCUACAAUUCAUUGAAGCCUAUCUUCUUGUUUUGCGCGUUGGCAGUGAGGGGCUACCCCCACUUUGGCAUCACAUUCGAUUGAAGCAUGAAGUCUUUCAUCUCCAUCUCUCUCUUCGCAUCUAUAGCGACGGCAAUAUGGCCACUUCCCUUAUCAUAUGAUCACGGAAAUACUGUACUUUGGAUUGGCAAGGAUGUGCAAGUCAACUGGUCUAGCGCAAAAGUAGGCUUCAUCACAUACCAGAACUCACCAGACUCCUACGGGAAUAAUGAGUCGAAUGGUGGAAGCCCGUCUUCAGACGAUAUGGUGGAUUUUGCGAUAAAACAGACGUAUCAGACGAUUUUUGAGAACGGCUUUGUGCCGUGGAAGUUUCAUCCGAAGGGUUGGGAGGAACCAAGUGAGGAGGAGGCGACGUAUGUCAAGACUAUCCAUCUCAAUCUACUCCAGGCAGAUCCGAAGAAUGUGGCGAAACCGCUCGUCGGCCAGGUCGAUGAGAGCUAUACGCUAGAGUUGACGAACGAGGGCGAGGCAACAAUCCAGGCAAAUUCGACCGUUGGGAUUCUCAGGGGUUUGACGACGUUUACGCAGUUGUUCUUCAAGCAUUCGGAUGGCGGUGCUUAUACAAUGCUCGCACCAGUUGAGAUCAUGGAUGCGCCAAAGUUCAUGCAUCGAGGUGUCAAUCUCGACGUCAGCAGGAAUUGGUUCACUGUUGCCGAUAUCAAGCGGACGAUCGAUGCCGUUGCAUACAACAAGAUGAACCGCUUUCAUCUCCAUGUCACGGAUUCCCAGUCCUGGCCUCUGGAUAUUCCAGCUCUACCCGACCUAGCGAAAAAGGGAGCAUACCGGCCAGAUCUGAUCUACACCGCGAAAGACUUCAAGGACAUUCAGUACCAUGCCGCAAUCCAGGGCGUCGAAAUGAUCACAGAGAUCGAUAUGCCAGGUCAUACAUCUUCCAUCUGGUAUAGCUACCCGGAGCUCAUUUCUGCGUUCAAUGUCCAGCCAGAUUGGGACACUUAUGCGGCGGAACCCCCGUCUGGAACGCUGAAACUGAAUUCCUCGGCUGUGGAUAGUUUUUUGGAAAAGCUUUUUGAUGACUUAUUGCCAAGGGUUUAUCCGUUUUCUUCGUAUUUCCACACAGGAGGAGAUGAGGUUAAUAAAAAUGCAUAUAAGUUGGAUGAGACGGUGAGAUCGAGUGAUUCAGCGGUUUUGCAACCCCUAAUGCAAAAAUUUGUGGAUCGGAAUCAUAAUCAGCUCCGUUCCUUAGGUCUGACGCCUAUUGUCUGGGAAGAGAUGCUCCUGGAUUGGAAUUUGACAUUAGGAGAAGAUGUCAUUGUCCAGACAUGGCAAUCUGAUCAAGCAGUCGCAGAUGUGGUUGCAAAGGGACAUAAGGCGUUGGUUGGGAACUAUAAUUACUGGUAUCUCGACUGCGGCAAAGGCCAAUGGCUCGACUUCGACCCCUCUGUUUCCGACCAAUACUGGCCCUACAACGACUACUGCGCGCCCUUCCACAACUGGCGUCUCAUCUACUCCUAUGACCCACUCAGCGGCGUUCCUCCGUCUCUCCACCACCUGGUUCUAGGCGGUGAAGCGCACAUGUGGGCAGAGCAAACCGAUCCUGUUAAUCUUGAUAGGAUGAUUUGGCCGAGAGCAAGUGCGGCAGCGGAGGUGUUAUGGAGUGGAGCUAAGGAUGCGGAAGGCAGGAAUAGGAGUCAGACUGAGGCAAGUCCUAGGUUAAGUGAGAUGAGGGAAAGGUUGGUUGCGAAGGGCAUUCGUGCGGAGCCGAUCCAGAUGGUGUAUUGUACUAUGAAUGGGACGCAGUGUCAGUUAGGGUUGACUUAGGAGGAAAGGGAUUUUGGGGAUCUGGGAGGUCGCGGUAUGGUGGAGGGCUAUAAUCUAAUGUCUUAGAAGCAGGAUUUGG